GUUGGUGGGACGUGUUUUGGGAGAUAAAAAUUGUCUCUUAGCCGUCUGUAAAGCUGAAAAGUUGGAGAAAAACGGACAAGCAGCUCUUCAAAGCGCGCCAAAAUGGCGCCACUAUCACUAGAAGGAGAUACGCUGGGAUCAAAACAUCGCAAUCAUAAUAAACUUUUGGAAAAAGCAAUUGCAGAUGGAGUUAAACCGGAAAAACUUAAUCCGGAAGAUAGUGACUUAGAGAACUUGCUUAAAAUUGAUAUAGCUAGUAGGCAAAUGAAUGUAGAAUACAUACUUGAAGUGCUGAAAAGCGAAGACAUGCUGUAUGUAUCUCGAGCGAUCAAGCAAAGCUUGUGGCUUGUGACUGAACAGCAGUUUGCAGACAUAAUUAAUCCAGACUAUCUGCACACGCAACUGUUUCCGCAGAUGACUACCAAAGCAAGUCACAAACUGAUGCUGCACAUUAGACUCAAUCUUAAAAACGCAGCUAGAAUCGAUGAAUUCUACAAAUAUUACAAGAAAACAGAUCUAAAAAAAGCUCAAAAAUGGUUGUCGCAGUGCUCACCAGCCUUAAUUGAAGAAGAGCUUAAGGCACGCACUCACGAUAUUGGAAAUCACCAAUUCAAAAGACUUAGUGAAAGGGGUUUUACUGUGUUCAAACAAGCUUUGGAUGCUAUCUCAUACUGGAAAAAGGACAAAAUAGAACGCGCUAUGUUUUUAUUAAAAACGGAUACAGAAUUGUUUUUAAAUACGGUAGAAAAUUUAGAAAUACAUCAAAUGCCUAAAUUUGGGCCUAAGGCGACACAAAUAAUUAUGGCGAAAUGUCCUCAAAAAAUUCAAGAUAAAUUCGAAAUAUACGCACACAAUAUUCACUUGCCAACUUUUGUGAAACAUAUGAAGAAAGAGCAAAUUAAAGGUUUUAUGUUAAAGCAUAUGGAAAAUGACAAAUUACGAUAUUGGUUUAAUUAUGACAACGUCAAAAUUUUCAUCAAACAUAUGCCAAACGAAGGAAAAUUUGAAUUCGUCAAGGAAUUCUUCAUAGAAAGGCCAUUCAAAGAUCCACCUAUUGCUAUUCCUUAUCAUAAAGCAAGUGUUUUUGACAACAGUAACUGCAGCAGUAACAUUUAUAGAUGGUAUCGUUUUGCUCCAUUCGAUGUAGCAUUUUCGGAAAUUAAAAAACUCAUUCGAAUCGAAUCUUCACCCGAUGAGAGGAACUCCAUGUUUUCCGUAGUUUUGUUUUGUGCUAAACGAAAUCCACAGCACGUGCAUGAACUACUGCAGUACUAUCAUGAUAAACACAUGAACGAACCAUUCAAGUUCAAGCUCACAUUUGUAAAUAAAAUUCUUUCAAUGACCGACACUCACAAUUACGAUAAAAAAACAUGGACACUGUUGAAUACUAUUUUUUACAGCAUGGAAGUUUACAGUGAAAAUAGUGAUAACUUUGUCCAGCCAUACAUUGAAGCCAUAAUUGCUUAUAAUAUUCUCCACGGCGAAGAAGUUCCGGAAAUAGUUGCAAAGAAAUUCAGUUUCAAUUCGAUGAAUAAAUUGCAAAGUAAAUUGAAGGUAGAAGAAAAACCAAAGAUUUUCAACUAUUUAUACAACAUCCAAAUGACAAAAUUAAGAAACAAAACUGUGGCGAAUGAGACCCACUUCAGUGAAGCCCGUGAACUGAUUGAAAAUAUAAUGUAUGUCUUAAUAGAUUGGAAGCGAGACCUCGUAGAAUUCCCAGAAAUACUAGAUAAAAUUAGGGAGUUAAUUAAAAUCAAGCAAGAAAAUGAUUGGAAAAUUUCGUUGUCAUCGUUAUAUACUAAAAACAACAAGUGGCGCAAAGCAAUGUUUGAAGAAUCUCUUGCGCUGUAUACAUGUGAACAAUCCCUAAUCAAUGCUAUCAAACAUGACCCAAAGCUGCUACUUCGCAACAAAGCUGAGGUUGACUCAGUACGGUACAAUGAUAACGCGACUCUAACACAUCUACUCCGCAAGCUGCGAAUAUAUUUCCCGCAAUCCGUAACUAGCGAGUGGACAACUGAUUAUCUUGCAAAACUUAACGAAACAAAUGGCCACAAAGCCUUGACACGAGCUAUAUGUACUCUGUUGCCCCAGAAGCCUUUAACGGAAAUACUACAGAAAUAUGCUCCUACCGAAACUAAAAUAAAUUGGAGCGAAGACGAUGAACUUCUUCUAAGUUUGCGUAAAUAUUUUGCCAAAUACAUGCACCUAGCCAGACCACUCGUGUCUCCAAACAUAGUAUUAUGCUAUGCACGAGGCGAUUAUUUACAAUUUGCUCUACCCUCUUUAACUGCAGUCGCGUACAACAUAAGUUCCCAACGCAGCCGCGAAAUGCUCUCAAAGUUGUUAGAAUCACCUGUAUCCGUACAGAAGCAUGGUCUCACUCUAGCUUUUAACAAACUGCAACCUAGAGAAAUUAAACAAGUGUUUGCUGAUCUAUGGAAAAGAAAUAAUAACGCAAGUAUACGUUCUGCACUAUUCAAGCGCACUUUUGAACUUUUAUGUAAACAAAAAGAUGAUAAAGAAGCAGAAAACAUUUGGGAUCUACUUAGCACGUUUAUUGACAAUCUCUCGUCUGAGGAAGACAAGACUAUAUACCUUAUCUUGAGUAAUAAUAAACGCUCAGUAGAUUUGGUGCCGUUUUGUGUUAGAGGAAAAUUCUGUAUGAAGAGCUACAAAUGUUUGAGUUCUUUACCACCCAAAGCUGAUUACGUGGGUCUUGUAGAUAGUAUAAAAUCCUAUUUCAAAAAAGUUAUGGAAUAUUUGGAUUACGAUUUCAUUACUGAUGUGGUACAGAAGGAUCUCGAAAAUUUUACAAAAACAUUAUAUGCUGGUGACAUUCUGUCAUCGUAUAUGCUCUGUGUGAAAGAUGAAGAAGCACAGACACUAAGAUAUAACAAAGUUUUUCUUCCGUUGUUAGAACGUUGUUUGCCACUUUGGGAAGAACCGGACAAAGAUGGCUGCUGUAUUGUCAAAAUAAACAUGACCAAUGUGUUAGAGGAACUUCGUAAAGGACUUUUCGUUUAUGUUUUUAUGGAAAAAAUGGUACUUCCCAUUAAAUUGUUUGCCGAUAUAGCGAACAAACUUGAAGAAAAAUUGCCGACUAAAACUACUUACGUUCUGUUACGUACUUGGAAAUUGACAGCUACCUUGAUGAAACUCCUGGAUAGUCACAAAGACAUAUUAGAUGCUAUCGAGGUAAAUAAAACACAACGAGACCAUUACUACAUGGCUGACAAUGACAGUCAAUGGAAUCCGUUCUUCUUGAACGUGACUAAGGAUUUUGCCCAAGCUUGCAUAAAUUAUUUAAAAGCGGACCUUGAAGAAUAUUUUCCUUCCAUCAACUUACUAUUCGGCAACGCAUUAUUAGGUAUUGGUUCAAAUGUGCAUGGUAUGGUUUACUUUGACAUUUUAAACAAUAUACUUGACAAUUGUGAUAAAUGUCCAAAAUGCUUCCUAAUGGUUUUGAAAAGUUUUCCUUCAUAUUGGGGUUGCGAAGCUAACGACAUAGUCAAGCAAAUUCGCGAUAAAAUAGAAUCCCACCCGUCACUGGAAGUGAAAAUGCAUUUUUAUAGAGAGAAAGUUGCACAAAAUUUUUAGAACGUUAUUUUUAGAAUAUUAAGAAAUAUUUAUGUUGUACACAUCGGUUGAGUAUGA
Hyposmocoma kahamanoa is the source of this 3657-nucleotide messenger RNA. RefSeq lists its product as uncharacterized. The transcript has 3 exons. Lineage: Eukaryota; Metazoa; Arthropoda; Insecta; Lepidoptera; Cosmopterigidae. The coding region runs from base 103 to 3600 and encodes 1165 amino acids. The record is from RefSeq and is a predicted model, not a curated record.